UACAAGUUACAUUCAUUCAUUCAUUGCUCUUCUGAAAAAUUUACUACUUAGAAGCAGAACACAACCAAACAAAGAAACAAACAUGUCUUCCUUUAUAUUCAAUUGCUUUAUCAUUUUCAUGGCUGCCACUACUUUUACUUGUGUUCAAUCUGCAAAACAAUUCCAAGUUGGUGGUCGUUUAGGUUGGCGUGAACCUGAACCAAACAACACUGCUUUUUACACUCAAUGGGCUGAAAGAAACCGUUUCCAAAUCGGAGAUUCUCUCGUUUUUGAGUACGAGAAUGAUUCAGUUCUUACUGUGGAGAAGUUUGAUUACUUUAAUUGUGAUGCAAGUCAACCUAUCACUACUUUUACCAAUGGAAAGAGCACUCUUAAUCUUGACAGAUCUGGACCUUUCUACUUUAUAAGUGGAACUGAUGAGCAUUGCAGUCAUGGUCAAAAGUUGCUUGUGGAAGUUAUGGCGCCACAUCCAAUUCCAGCAUCUCCACCAACCACCAUUUCGAAUCCACCAGAAGGUUCAUCACCGAUCAUGGCUCCUGCAAAUUCGCCUUAUUCUUCUGAUUCCAUAGAGGCUUCAUCCUCCUCCAUGGUGGUUACUUCAAGUUUUAUGUUAACUUUGGUCACAUUCGGAAUUGUGAUGAUGUUAGCACUCUAG
Molecule: messenger RNA, 655 nt
Organism: Medicago truncatula (barrel medic)
Lineage: Eukaryota; Viridiplantae; Streptophyta; Magnoliopsida; Fabales; Fabaceae
Product: mavicyanin
Exons: 2
Coding region: 83-655 (190 amino acids)
Cellular component (GO): plasma membrane
Molecular function (GO): electron transfer activity
Source: RefSeq, a predicted model, not a curated record